ACUGGCGUUUUGGAAAUGUGUUUGAAAACGAUAGUAUUUUGUUUAUUAGUGAUUUUGUUAGUGCUGGAGUUUGUUUGUUUUGUAGAAGCUCUGGAUGAUAACGGUGAAGGAGUAUGCGUUGUAAAGCUCAGUACUCGACAGCGACGAAAAAAGCCGUACAACGUAGCCAUAAACAAGUGGUGUGGACGGAAAAAGUGUGUCGUCAGGAAAUAUAGAUUUGAGACAUAUUUAACCUGGACGAACCACACGGUAUGCUGCAACGGCUGGCAACACGACGCUGAGCUUGACAAAUGCGCGCCAAUUUGCAGUACCGGCUGCCACGGGGGCCGCUGCGUCUCCCCGGAUCAGUGCCAGUGUGACUCCCCCAACUACAUCGACCCAGAGCGACCGAACACCUGCAUCACCCCUGUCUGCGAACCAACCUGCUUCAAUGCCGACUGCCGUGCCAACAACACUUGCAUCUGCAAAGAAGACUACACAUCCUACAACGCCACACAUUGCUUCAAAUGUGACCCAGGGUACACUGCAGAUGAGAACCUCAACUGUGUACCUAUAUGUGACAAUCCCUGCGUCAAUUCCACCUGCACCGCUCCUAAUACUUGCACCUGUUCCGAAGGCUACCGACAUAAGAACAACUCCAUUUGUGAACCGAUAUGCGAUUGUGUGAACGCGGACUGUAUCGGACCCAACCAGUGUUCUUGUCACAAAGGCUAUACGCCUGUCAAUAAAACGACAUGUGCUCCAAAGUGUAACAGCUGUUCUCAUGGUGACUGCGUCGCUCCAAAUAACUGUUCCUGUCAUAGCGGUUACGUUAAAAUCAAAGGUGUUUGUAAGCCAAAGUGUUCCGAAUGUGUCAAUGGAUUCUGCACUGCCCCUGGUGUAUGUACUUGCAAGAAUGGUUACGUGAAAAGUGACAGCAGUGCGAAUAUCUGUGUUGUGCCUUGUGACGAUAAGUGCAAAGGAUAUUGCGAGGACGGUGGAUGCGUUAAAUGGAACUGCUCUUCGACGCCGAUAAGGGGGCACAAAGUACCGAAAGGGCUGAAGAAGGCUGUUUGCUGCAACAACUACGAAUACGACAUGGACCUGGAUGAGUGUCUGCCGAUAUGCAGCAAUGGCUGUGAGAACGGCGAGUGCGUCGACGUGGACACGUGCGAGUGUAAGCCGCCGCUGGUGCUCGUCAACUACGCGUGCGUGCAGCCCGUCUGCUCAGGCUGCGAGCACGGCGACUGCGUGGCGCCCGGCGUGUGCAAGUGUCACGCCGGCUACGUCACGCAGAACGGCUCCUGCGCACCCGUCUGCAGCUCCGUCUGCGUCAACGGGCGCUGCGUUGCGCCCAACCGGUGCGAGUGCAGCCCCGGCCACGCGCCCGACCCCGGCGAUGCCUUCAAGUGCAACCCCAUCUGCGAAACCCCCUGCGUGAACGGCACCUGCGCGGCGCACAACAAGUGCAUCUGCAGCGUGGGAUACGAGCCUACAGGCAACAGUGCAGUCUGCAGGCCUACUUGCGCUGGCUGCGACCAUGGACAGUGCGUUGCGCCGAAUCAAUGCAUCUGCUCUAUUGGAUACGAACGUAUAAACUCGACCUGCAAGCCACAGUGCAGUUCUUGUAGCAACGGCGACUGUGUAGCACCCGGGAAGUGUGAAUGUCAUGAAGGAUACGAGCUUAAAGGGGAAGACUGUGCGCCAAUAUGUUCACCACCAUGCAACAAUGGACAAUGCCUCGCGCCUGAUAACUGUUCCUGUAACCCUGGUUACAAUCUGACAGCUACAGGCUGCGAGCCUGUCUGUUCCAAGCCUUGUGUUAAUGGGAAAUGUUCAGCACCUGACUUCUGCUCUUGUGACACCGACUAUAAGAAGGAUGACACUGAUCAGUAUACGUGCUACAAACCCUGUGACCCACCUUGCUUCAAUGGCACCUGCAGUUUGCAUGGGGAAUGCAAUUGUUUCGACGACUUCGAAUAUGACAAUGCUACGAACACUUGCGAACCUGUUAAACCGAUCGACUGUAACCUGUGCAACGGUAAGUGUGAAGACAAUAAAGAAGUGUGUCGGUGCGCCAACCACACGCUAUGUGUCGUGGCGAUCCUUCAGAUGCCCCCAGAAGCUGUGGCCUCGGACGUUAAGAUGGCCGGUAUGAACAUGAUGCUGAUGGCAAUAGGCGGCGCCUGCCUGCUGCUCCUCAUCCUGGUUGUCGUCGUGAUGCAGAGGAUCUGGCACAAGAGGAACGAUUAUGGGAAACCUACUAAUGAGAAUACGAAUUUAGACAGCGUGAUGUACACAGUGCCCCACACAUUAAUAACUCAGAGGAACAGCAGAGUGUCCGUCGACGAGACCUCCUGUUACGAAGGCGAAGAGGACGUGACGAAUACCGACACCUUACUACAGAGACCAGUAGACCUGCCUUAGUCCGUACCUGUACCAACGAUGUUUAGUUAAGACCAAUGUUUAGCUUGUAAGAGAUAAAAGAGUUAUUAUUAAAA
This is a messenger RNA of Helicoverpa armigera (cotton bollworm), 2480 nucleotides long. RefSeq names its product epidermal growth factor-like protein. The transcript has 8 exons. Bases 16 to 2406 code for a protein of 796 amino acids. NCBI's taxonomy places the organism in Eukaryota, Metazoa, Arthropoda, Insecta, Lepidoptera, Noctuidae. The record is from RefSeq and is a predicted model, not a curated record.